Messenger RNA from Paramecium tetraurelia, 1680 nucleotides. RefSeq lists its product as uncharacterized. Gene Ontology annotation, molecular function: ATP binding; protein serine/threonine kinase activity. The transcript has 4 exons. Gene Ontology annotation, biological process: autophagosome organization; protein autophosphorylation; autophagy. Gene Ontology annotation, cellular component: autophagosome; cytoplasm. NCBI's taxonomy places the organism in Eukaryota, Ciliophora, Oligohymenophorea, Peniculida, Parameciidae. The record is from RefSeq and is a predicted model, not a curated record.
AUGAAUUAAAUAGAAUAAACAGGUAAAAAGAGUAUUAUCAAAAAUUCGGAACCCAUCCAAAUCUCACACUAUCAAAUAGAUAAGAAGAAAUUCUAUGGCAAAGGACAAUAUGGAGCUGUUUAUGGUUGCUCAGACAUUUAGAAUCCAGACUUGUAACUGUGUGCCAAGGUCUUGAAAGUAGAAGAUGUCGAUUAGUUAAUCCUGAAAAGAGAAGUCGAAAUAAUAUAAAUGCUCAUGCCAAUCCAAAGAGAAAACCAGAACCUGAUCCAAGUAUUUGAGGUGUUCAAUGAAAAAUCACAUGGCAGCAUCUACAUCAUCAUGGAACUUUGCAAAGAAGGAGAUCUCAAAUAACUUCUGGAUAAACGAAAGAAGAAAAACCAACCCUUCACCAUAGACGAAGCAAUCAACAUAGUCGCACAAAUUGCCAAUGGAUAUAAGACACUUUAUAAAUCCCGCAUUAUACACAGAGAUAUUAAACCAGCCAACAUUCUUAUUUAAAAUGGAGUAUUCAAAAUUGCCGAUUUGGGCAUGGGAAGAGUAAUUGAGGACAUGAAUUAUGCUCAAAACUUUACUAAAGUAGGCACUCCAGCCUAUGCAGCUCCUUAAUUAUUUUUAGAAUCAAAGUUCUCUUCCAAAGCUGAUGUCUACUCAUUAGGUGUCAUAUUUUAUCAACUGAUCUAUGGGUAAUUACCUAUAUAGGCCAACACUUAACCAGAACUAUUGUAAAAGUUAAGGAAUCUCAAAGCAACACCAAAAUAGUGUGACGAGUAAUGUCCUACAGGAAUUGUGCCAUAAAAUGUGAGACAAUUAAUCCAGUAGAUGCUCUAUUAUGAUGAACAUGAGAGAUGCUCCUGGAUGGAUGUGUUCUAAUCUGAUAUCUUGAGAUAGAUACUAUCUGAAACCAAUUAGACAUAGACCCCCACUAAAACCACUUAGGUUUUCCACUAACAAAAAUCUGGACCUACCAAUUACUAAUAAUACUACAGAGUCAACGAUAUAUCCGAUAACAAAAUUCUUCAUAUGAUUCGUAUUUUGACCAACAAAAGUGAUUUUGCCAAAAAGUGUCAUAAACAUUUGCAGGACUAAAAGUCUUUGCAAACUGCCUUCAACUUGAAAACAGGAGAAUUAAUAUUGCUCUCUUUAUGUAUCUCAGGAUAUCGAUACAAGUUAAUUCAAAAUAUCUUAGGAUUACUACUUAAUUAAUUCCAUCAAUUGAUUCCUCAAUUAUAGGCAAUUAUCACUCCAGAAGAAUUAAAAGAGAAUUUCAAAAUUAACGAUUCGAUUUCUAAGCGUUUGAAGGAAUACAUACAAAAAACACUCAAUGCAUCCAUUCUUUAAUUCAGGGAAGACGAAUGUAAAUUCUUUAAUUCCUGUUUCUAAAUUAACCAGCUUUAAGUCCAGGAAAUGAAGAAGGUUCUUGAAUAGGAUGACGACACAAAUUACUUAUUCUUUGCUCAAUCGUUCUAAUUCUUUUUUACUUCUUUCGAAAACUCCUUUACUUAAAAUAUCAAUGAACCAAAUAAUUAAGAAUUAUUGAGCUUACUAAAGAGUAUGAUUAAUUUAGAAACUGAUUUUUCGAUAAUGGAAUCCUUGAACAAAUGUCCCUCCAAAAUUUUGUAAGAAACAAAUAAAUUUAGUUGAUUCAUUAAAGUAUAUUCAAAUUAAUGGAUUUAUAUUUAA